This is a messenger RNA of Danio aesculapii, 2273 nucleotides long. RefSeq names its product chymotrypsin like elastase family member 1, tandem duplicate 4 (gene cela1.4). Gene Ontology annotation, molecular function: serine-type endopeptidase activity. The record is from RefSeq and is a predicted model, not a curated record. NCBI's taxonomy places the organism in Eukaryota, Metazoa, Chordata, Actinopteri, Cypriniformes, Danionidae. The transcript is spliced from 8 exons. The coding region runs from base 28 to 867 and encodes 279 amino acids. Gene Ontology annotation, biological process: proteolysis.
GUGAGUAUAUAUACACAUAUAUGGACAAUGGUCAAGUUCAGAAAGUCCAGACAGACUGCAGAAAUGCUGAGGAUCCUGUUGUUGAGCGCGUUGGCUGCUUUGGCACUGGCUGAGCCCAGAUAUCUGAAGGAUCUGGCCAUUGAGGAGAGGGUUGUUGGUGGAGAGAUCGCAAAACCCAACUCCUGGCCCUGGCAGAUCUCUCUCCAGUUUCUGUCUGGCUUAAACUACUAUCAUACCUGUGGUGGGACUCUGAUCACACCAGGAUGGGUGUUGACUGCCGCUCACUGCGUCGACAUCCCAAGAAAUUGGCGUGUUAUCUUGGGAGACCAUGACAUCACUAAACAAGAGGGUCAUGAGCAAUCGUUGACUGUCAGCCGGGUUUAUAUCCAUCCCAACUGGAACACAGAGAGUGUGUCUUCUGGAUAUGAUAUUGCUCUUCUGCAACUGUCCACCGAUGCCACCCUGAACUCAUACGUGAAGUUGGCCACACUGCCACCUGCUGGACAGGUUCUGCCCCACAACAACGAAUGUUACAUCACUGGCUGGGGUCGCACACAGACUGGUGGGUCAACCUCGUCACAGUUGAAACAAGCUUUGCUGCCCGUGGUUGACCACAAUACAUGUUCACGCAGCGACUGGUGGGGAAGCAUCGUGAAGGACACCAUGGUUUGCUCUGGUGGUGGCAAUGAGUCUGGAUGCCAGGGUGACUCUGGUGGCCCUCUGAACUGUCUGGUCAAUGGUACGUAUGUCGUCCAUGGUGUGACCAGCUUUGUGUCAGCAGCAGGUUGUAAUACCAACAAGAAGCCAACAGUCUUCACUCGUGUGUCAGCCUACAACAGUUGGAUUAAUGAUAUCAUUGGGAACUGAGAAGAUGAAAGGCAAAAAUCCUCCAAUUAACUUUUAACAACUGCAGUGGGCAGAAAUAUAAGAAACUUCACAUCCAGUCUUGACUGAUUUUUUAAAUAAUUUUCAACAUUAUCUGUGAUCUGUAAUCCAUUUAGGUUCAUCACUAACCAGAAGAUGACAGAAUUCUACACCUAUCACCUAGAUCAGGCGUGUCCAAUCUCCUGCUGAGUUUACCUCCAACUUGCUUCAACACACCUGCCUGGAAGUUUCUAGUAUAUUUAGUAAGAGCUUGAUUAGCUGGUUCAGGUGUGUUUGAUUAGGGUUGGAGCUGAACUCUCCAGGUCACCGGCCCUCCAGAAUCGAAUUUGCAUGCUCCUGACCUAGAACAAUAUCCAGAAAAAAAUUUAAUUUACUUUUUGAGAUUACAUUUUCUUAAAUAAAAUAAUAUUUUACAUACAGGGAAAGGUGUAGUUGAGGAUUUUUGAGGUAAAGUAGGUCAAAAUGACUUCAAAUCUCCCAAAACACAUAAUUAAUGUAUAGCUGAGAAGUAAACGAAAGCAAAAAAGAUACAUAAUUUGUAUGAGUAAAAUGUAUAUAUUUUUUACAAUUUAAUUUUAAGUUGUUGGGGUUGGUGUUUCUCAACCAUGUUCCUGGAGGAUAAACAGCACUGCAUGUUUUGGACGUCUCCUUUGUUUGUCACUCCUAUUACAGGUCUUUCAGUCACUGCUAAUGAGCUGGCGAUCUGAAUGAAGCUAUGGUCACACUGGGCUUUGUGUGUGCAAAAUUCUGUCGUGCGGCGCUGCGAAAGGGGCGGGAUUAAACAAGAUGAUUAGACAUUAAAAAAAGCGAGCGAUUGCUCCAUGUUUUAAAUUUAUGUCCAGAGAGGUCAUGUUUUGAUCCUCGAUUGGUCUCACGCAGUCAAGUGAUGCGAUUUCGCAGGUCAGAGUUCACCAAGCUUAAACUUUGCACCGCAGCAACAUGCGAAACUUGACGCAUGACCUUGCGUUUCCGGUCUGACGCAUUCGCGCGCGUAUGAAUGGAAGUCUAUGGGAGGAAAAGCCCAGUGUGACCGCAGCUUGAGGUGUUUUUGGUUAAGAAGACAUGGAAAAUGUGCUGGUGUUCCUUCAGGAAUGUGGUUGAGAAACACUGAUAUAGAUCCCAAUUACAGAAUUAGUAAACGAGAAAAAAUACAUUAUGAGGGUUAAUAAAGAUCAAAAAGAAGCCCCUUUUAAUAAAAGUAAUGUUAUGUUGGCCAAAUACAGUGAAUUCACACAGCUGUUUCAGAAACAUUGAAGGUUUGAUGGUGGAGAUGAUCCAUAAAAGUCGACCAGGCCUGGAGCAUUUAUAUUAAUGAGUUUGAAGGACUGCCACGUUCCUUUUGUUUUGUAUUUAUUGUAAUUAAAGAAUUAAAAUAUUGUUGAAAGUUU